UCCAAAAUUAAUUCGAUACGAGUAUUUUUUAAGUUUCAGUUUUUGCCUGAGAAAAUUAAUUUUAAUUGCAUUUCGAAGUGAUUAUGGAUUUAUAAUUCAGUAAUAUACUGCUCUUAUUCUCCCUUGAAAAAAGGUAUUCCUUAAAGUUUUUGGUCGUUAGUUCUUCUAUCGACGGUGUUGCGCAUUUUUGCCCGGUGAUUUAUCAUCGUACCGCGUACGAGCACUGAAUUUUUUCUGAUGGUGAGCUCCCGGAGGUGUUGUGGAAACCGGCCUGAUUCAUCUUUGAUCGUGCGGGAAUAGGAUCCUGCUAGACGACUUGUUUUUUGUGCGAACCCGGCCUGUUCGUGGCUGACCAUUUAAAAUGGCAACAAGAGCAGAAAAGCGGUUCGGCGGAAAUUUACCGCAGCUUCAGAACCUCAUCAAGCGCGAUCCCAUUACUUAUGAAUCAGAGUAUACCCAGCAACUGCGACAGUUUGAAUCCUUCCUGAAAAUCUACGCCAGCAAUCCAAACGAGGACCAUGGUCAUUUUGACAGCCUCAUAUUAUUUCUCGCACAUGUAUCGCAUUGCUACCCGGACAAAGCAAGGGAGUUCUCGGAGAAUAUAUACACAUUUCUAAAAGAGCAUUACAACAGCGUCAGUUCGGGAACACGGCAGGCUUUGUGCAAAGGGCUGAUGCUUUUGCACAAGCGUGGCAUUGUCGACGCGGAAAAGAUCCUUCCAUUAUUUUUUGAAAUGCUAAAAUCUCAAGAUAAGCACAUUCGUGCAAUGCUGUCGGAGCAAAUUGUGUCCAUGAUCAAGGCAAUGAAUGCAAAACACAAGAACCAGAAAGUCAAUUCGAGGAUACAGAAUUUAUUCCUGGAAAAAAUUAAGGAAGGACACCAAACAGUAGGAUUGGUGGCGCUGGAAUCUGUGAUACAUUUAUACCGGAAAUCAGUAUGGAAAGAUCAGAAGGCGGUUAAUAUAAUUGGACAAGCAUGCCUCUCAGAUGUUGCAAAGUUGAUCCAUACUGCAUUACGCUUCUUUACAAGUACUGAUGAAUCGAAAAAAAAUGAUGAUGAUGGAAGUGAUUCAGAAGGAGACGUGAAAACAGCAAAAGAGCUGAUGAUGGCUCAUCGUGUAGGCAAAAAAACUAAUAAACGUCAAAAACGUCUUGAGCGAGGAAUGCGACAGAUUAAGAAAAACUCAAAGAAAAAGAAAGCAGAAAUCUUUGAUUUUUCUGCUUUGCGUAUGAUUUAUGAUCCUCAAGGUUUUGCGGAAGCAGUUUACAAAAAGAUGGAGAAGUGCAAUGCGCAGUUUGAAACGAAAUUGUUGUUUAUGGAUUUCAUCUCCCGAAUGAUUGGGAUUCAUAAACUCGUCGUUCUGAAUUUCUAUCCGUAUGUCCAGCGAUUCCUUCAACCACACCAGCGAGAAGUUACAAAAAUUCUCUUGUAUGCUGCUCAAGCCACGCACGAUAUGGUCCCUCCAGAUACGACACAACCUCUGGUUAAAGUUGUGGCAGAUAAUUUCGUGGCAGAAAGAAAUUCGGCGGAAGUGAUUGCUGUUGGGCUUAAUUCCAUAAGAGAGAUGUGCGCUCGCUGUCCAUUUGCCAUGACACCAGAGCUGUUACAGGACUUGGCACAGUAUCGCAAAUAUCGCAACAAAAAUGUAGUGAGUGCUGCCCGAUCUUUGGUGCAGUUAUAUCGGCAUGUGGAUCCGUCCAUGCUGAAACGCAAAGAUCGGGGAAAGCCGACGCUUACUAUGGAUCAGCUUAAGUUGAAAGCUUUUGGGGAAACCAAUGCUAAAGGGCAUAUAGAAGGGGCUGAAAUGUUGCCAUCCGACGAAGAGAAUGCUGAUGAAGCUGAGGGUGAAUGGGAAUCGGACAGCGAGGAUGAGGAUGCUGACAAUGAUGAUGGAGAGUGGGUUGAUGUUGCCCAGUCUGAUAACGAAGAAACGACAGGCUACAUAAAUCCUGAAGUUGAGGAACUGUCUGCAGAAGCUCGUGCAGAAAAAGCAGCGGUGGUGUCAUCCACACGUUUUCUUACUCAAAAGGAGUUUGAUGUGAUUAAAAAGCAGAAAAUUGCGGAAACUUUGAGCCUUAACAAAGGAAAAAAACGGGCUGCCGUUGAAGCAGGCUUUGAAAAGGAACCUAGUGAAUUUGUUUCCCUUUCGGAUAUUGAACGACUGGCCAAAAAACCUAAAGAGACAAAAGCUGAGAAAGUUGCCGGUGUUAAAGUUGCACGUGAAGAUCGUGGUGCGUUCGGGAAGCCUAAGCCAAAACUGAAUCCUCAUGCCAGUACGACCAAUAAACAGAAACAACGAAAGAAAAAUUUUGUGAUGUUGAAACAAAAAAUGCGAGGAAAACAGAAGCGGUCUUUCCGAGAUAAGCAGAUUGCUUUUCGAAAUGCUCUUUUGAAACAGCUGAAGAGGAAGUGAGGGACACUUCUUCAAUCGCCGGUGUGGACGCUUAAUGGUCCGCUCAUUGUUAAGCUACGCUGUUAAGUCUUUCGCAGUUGGUUUUUAAAUAGCAUGCGAAGUUUUGUGGAUCUUUUGAAAUAGACUUCAGAAAAAACUGCGCUUGCUGGAAUUUCUUGAAAAUCAGUGCGGUUAAAAACACGGACUGGCAUCACGGUGCGUGAUACGUUUAAUGUACUUACUCGUUAGAACAGU
Molecule: messenger RNA, 2647 nt
Organism: Paramacrobiotus metropolitanus
Lineage: Eukaryota; Metazoa; Tardigrada; Eutardigrada; Parachela; Macrobiotidae
Product: protein SDA1 homolog
Exons: 19
Coding region: 362-2413 (683 amino acids)
Biological process (GO): ribosomal large subunit export from nucleus; ribosomal large subunit biogenesis
Cellular component (GO): nucleolus
Source: RefSeq, a predicted model, not a curated record